Molecule: messenger RNA, 3237 nt
Organism: Theobroma umbraticum
Lineage: Eukaryota; Viridiplantae; Streptophyta; Magnoliopsida; Malvales; Malvaceae
Source: RefSeq, a predicted model, not a curated record
UCGAAACCUCCAAAAAAGAAGCUUUUAAAAUGAGGUUCGGCAAGCAGCCAAACAGCGCCAUUGGUUUCCCUCGUUGUUCUGCUUUAAUGGCUCCUUCUAUUUCUUCUCUGUUCUUUUCCCACCACACCUUCCCUUCUUCUUCUCCUUCGACUACCAAGCAUCGGUUCACCCGUGGGUGCACCCUUUCUCCACGGCCCCAAACUUUUGCGUUCUUCACAAACUCCUCUAAGAACAAAAAUAACAUCACAACUCCUCCUUCACAAGAAAGACCUUCUUCUUCUUCUUCUUCUUCAGAAAAGAAGUCUCUUGCCGUGACAACAGGGGAGCUUUUCUUGGGAAUAGCAUCAAGGUUAAUAAAAAGCAGUUCUGAGAAAAGCUUUUAUGAAAAUUCAGGGUCAAGUAUCCCUGUUUUUGACAGACCCAGAAAGAGAAUAAAUGGGAAUGAGCUUGAAAGUAGUGAAAGCAAUGAUAAGGAGAGAAUUGGGUGGGUGAUGGAAGAUGAGAUACAGCCAGAGGUGAUAUGGGAACAAAGAGUUAAGGAUGUUGAAGCUGAGAAAGAAAGAAGAGUGGUUACAAGUCCUGGGUUUAGCUUUUCUGCUGCUGGCCUUUUGUUUCCUUAUCAUCUUGGUGUUGCUCAGUUUCUCAUUGAAAAGGGUUACAUAAAGGAAACCACCCCAUUGGCUGGUUCAUCCGCUGGUGCCAUUGUAUGUGCAGUGAUCGCUUCUGGAGCUAGCAUGCAUGAAGCUCUAAAAGCUACUAAAAUCCUAGCUGAUGAUUGCCGGCUAAAGGGGACUGCAUUUCGUCUUGGGGCUGUUCUCCGAGAUGUUCUUGAUGAGUUUCUGCCUCAUGAUGUUCAUACUAGGUCCAAUGGGAGAGUUCGUGUUGCUGUAACUCAGAUUCUUUGGAGGCCUAGGGGUUUACUGGUGGAUCAAUUUGACUCCAAGGAAGAUCUCAUCAAUGCGGUCAUUACAUCUUCCUUCAUUCCAGGGUAUCUUGCUCCUCGGCCAGCAACAAUGUUUCGGAAUCGUCUGUGCAUUGAUGGGGGUUUGACAUUAUUUAUGCCCCCAACAUCUGCUUCUAAGACGGUCCGUGUUUGUGCUUUUCCAGCCAGUCGUUUGGGAUUGCAAGGAAUUGGGAUUAGUCCAGACUGCAACCCCGAGAAUAGGGCUACCGGAAGAGAGCUUUUCAAUUGGGCACUGGAGCCAGCAGAUGAUAAUAUUCUUGAUUGGCUCUUUGAGCUUGGAUAUCUAGAUGCAGCUGUGUGGGGAGAGCAGAACCCUGUUGAGGAAAUUGUUACUGAUGACGGUGCCGUUGAGAAUGGUUCCGCAAAGGGUUCUCAGAGGCCUUGUUGCAGAGCCAAUUUGGCAUUCUGUCCACCUCCAUGAACGCUUCAUGCAUGUUACCCCAGUUCAAAGUCAUAGAUCUUGGAGGCGGCCAGUAUGUCAAACAGACUCUGUAAAUUUCUCUCUGAGAAACCCUAUGAGAUAUUAAUGAAAUACCCUUCUCUGUCAGAUGUUUGCUAAAGCUAGCUAGGAUUCUAUUUUCAAUUCUCUGUUCAGUUUUUCUAGUUGCCGCAACCUUAAAAGACAGUUCUGAAGCGCUUCAGGUAGAGCCCCGAGGAUGCUGGAAAUGCUACAAUUCCAACACGGUGGGAAACUAAUGUAAUCCUUAUCAAGAUUGCAUAUUAUUUCCAUUAUAACCCUCAAAUUUCUUUUCCAGGUCAAUUUUUGGUAGGAUUGGAGAGAGGUUGGAGUUUUCUGACCCGUGAGAAGUUCUGAUAGCUAGCUGUUUGUCACGAAUUCUACCAGGUUUGACAUGUAACUUUUGUCGAUUUGCUCCAUAUCUUGAGCUGCCUUUUUGCUAAUUUACAAGUCAACCAUCCACAAGAGUUUUAGAAACCAGCCAUAUUUGCAUGUAAAAAUUCGACUUUUCCUUAACCUUUUUCCAUCGUAUAUAAUGAUGGUAGAGAUGGUAACUUCCCACGUUUAAAGCAUCUUUCAUGAUUGCAGUGAACACCUGUUCCACUGUCAAUGGCUCUCAGUGUCUUUUGGUCUUGUUCUGGUUAGGCUUUGGAUUCCCAGAAGCACUAUGCUUGGAAAUGCUACAUAUCCUAGACUUCCAUUUUUGCUCAAAGUAUGUGUUAGUGGAGGUUGCACCAUCACAUACAUCAAAAAUUUCAGCAGUAGAAAGUUUGGGAAUUCCUGUCUUUUUCUGUACACAACACCCAUUAUUUCUGCACUUGCAUUUCCAUGUUCCUCGUUGAAAAGGUUUUAAUGGAGAAAUCAUGAAAGUUAAAACUGUUUUUAACAAUUUUUCUUAGUUAAAAAUACAGGGUUUUUCUUUUUCUUUUAUUAAUAAGAAUCUACUUUUACUAAAUGAGUAAUAUAAAUCUUACAUUGCAAAAAAAGUAAAACGUUUUUCAUCUACUUUCCUCUCUUUUUGAGAUCAAUUUCACGUGAAAAAUAUUGUUAGAUGACCUUUGAAUCUUAUCUUGUAUAAUUGAUGAAUAUUGAUAUUUUUCUAAUUCAAAAAAUAUAUAUUUGUGACAAUCUAAUCAAAUAAUAAAAAAAAUGUUAGAUUCUUUCAAUUAAUUAUUUUUCGAUUAGUAAUUGGAAGAAUGAAUUUUCAAAAAAUCACUGGAUAGCUUUUACAUGUAUAGAGCUCCUUGCACUACAAACAUAUAUGAUCACUAGACAACAUGGAAUUCAAUGCUUAUGAUUGGGUUGGAAGGAGGAGAAGCAGAAAGAAAAAGGGAAAAACAAAAGAGAGUAAAGAAUGUUUGAGGAACGAGGACAUUGAAAGCCCAAUUUGUUGGCUUGUUGUGUCCCCUUUAGGCCGAAAGGUGACCCCUCCCAUCAACACCUUUAAUCGUCUGCCAUGCUUACCCUUUCCCUUCCAAUCCCAAGAAAGGUCAGUCUCAUAUCAGAUCAGAUUCCAACAUCUUAAUCAUCUAUGUUUUGAUUCAACUAUUGCCGUUUUGAAUAAACCAAUUCCUCAUUAAGUUCUUCCAUUAUCCUGGACCAGUAUUGUCUCACCAACAAGAAGUAAUCUGGGUAAAAGGACAAAAGGAAAAAUUCGAUCCAUUGUGAGAUGCCGCCAUGGGGUUGUUUACUAUUAGGCGAGAAGAACAUACAAUAAUUUUCUCUUUUAUUGAUAUGUUUUUCUCGGAAUAAAUCUGAGCAAUAAACAACAUGUAAAUUAAAAUUUUAUUAUAUAACUUAAUUCAACAUAAGUGCA